This is a messenger RNA of Brassica napus (rape), 3506 nucleotides long. RefSeq lists its product as uncharacterized. Bases 2835 to 3344 code for a protein of 169 amino acids. The record is from RefSeq and is a predicted model, not a curated record. The transcript is spliced from 2 exons. Lineage: Eukaryota; Viridiplantae; Streptophyta; Magnoliopsida; Brassicales; Brassicaceae.
AAUCAAAAUUGUAAAUAUUUUGUUUCUAACUAAGAGAAAAAAGAAUGGCGGCGCCGGAAAUAUGCUCUUAUCUUUACGAGCCUCUUUGGUGGAUCUGCAUGACAACAAGCGAGCCCUUUACUCUUUUGUUUUCUGCUACUUCCAGUGUUACUUGGUGAGAUUGUCAAUUUCGCUGCUUAUGCAUUUGCACCGGCUAUACUUGUUAGGCGCACUCAGUAUCAUUAUCAGGCAAGAUAAUCUACUCAUGUCUCACUCUUCACCUGUUUUGCUGUUUCUUAUACAUUUUUUUUUUGCGUUGGAUCACAGUGCUGUCUUAGCUCAUAUAUUAAGGGAGAAACUACACAUCUUUGGAGUUGUUGUCUGUGCGUUAUGUGUUGUGGGUUCCACCACAAUCGUCCUACAUGCCCCUCAAGAACAAGAAAUUGAUUCUGUGCUUGAAGUUUGGAAUCUUGCAACAGAACCAGGUUCAUUGUUUGAAUGAGACUCUGAUGCUCUAUUGUAUGGGUGAUCGUAACAUGAACCAUCUCAUGAUUUUUAAUUUUUUAUAGCUCUAGUUUGUUGCAGCAUUCAUGUGUUAUGCGAGCCUGAUCAAUGGUGCUGCUGUGUUUAAUAUCAUCCGUUUUUCUCCCCAAUAUGGCCAGACAUGUAAUGGCUUAUAUCGGUAUUUGUUCGCUUGAGGGAUCAUUAUCUGUAUGUAGUUUUGGAUGUUUCAAGUCUGUAAAUCCUUUUUUUCUUAAGAAAACAAAAUCAAGAUCAACAUUUUCAAACAUGCAGGCAGGUAAUGAGUGUAAAAGCACUUGGAAUAACACUAAAGCUGACAUUUUCAGGAACGAAUCAGUUAUUUUAUCCUCAAACUUAGGUAUUCACAUUGGUCAUACUUACCGGUGUGACAAACCAGUUGAACUACUUAAACAAGUGUUACUUAAAUGAGAUAGUCGUUUUGUAGUAAGAUGUUUUCUUGAUAACUAAACCAAUUGCGGUUUCUGCUUUGCGUUUGCAGGCUCUUGAUACAUUCAAUACAUCUAUGGUGUCAUAUAUAUACUAUGUAAUGUUCACAUCACUAACUAUAUUGGCCAGUGUUAUCAUGUUUAAGGACUGGGAUCGGCAAAAUGGUAUUCAAAUUGUCUCACGUGGUUUUUGUUAAAAUACUUUCAGGCACUUUUCUUCUCCAUAUAACAAAGGACAUGGUCGAGGGUGCGCUACUUUAUUUCAUUUACGGCUAUUAGGAACGAUGAUAUACAUAAUGAAUAUAGAUGUAACACUACUAGCUAGAAUUGUAGGAACAUAACUAUUCAUGAUCGCCAUAUCUUGUGUACAUAUAAUCUUAAUACCAAGUGUCUGUAUCCAUAUGCGGUUUCUGAGAGUUUGCAACCGAUUGUUAUGGCUAUGUUAUUGUAGGUUCACCGGUAAAUUACCAUUAAUUGCGUAUAAGCAAGCAUACCGAUAAGGAUGGAUUUGAAUCAGAAGACAUUCCACUUAAGACGUCAAGAGUCUCUGCGGUCACCAUAAAAGCGUUAUUAACUUGUUUUCUAGCCUACUCUAACAACUGCAAGCCACAAAGCCUCAACUUUUUGCCCCUUGUCUCAAUCUACCAACAACAUGGACCAAGGUUCUUCUGUCCUAACAAAUGCAGAUUGGUUCAAGAAUAUCGAGAAAAGUAAAAAGGAGCAAAGAGGACGAGAUCUCAGUCCAGAUCAUGUUCUUCUAGGUAAGUAUGUUGUAAGCUCAUCAAACGUAGGGCAUCCCACGCAUAAACCCUUUUGUGACCUCUUAAGAUUGUAUAAACAAUUCUCGGUUUUGCCUAAACUGGUUUUCUUACAAGCAUAUACUGAAAGUUUUCAAUUCAAGAUUUGCAUCUCUUAUGUUUGAUUUUAUUUAGUCUUCUACAGUAUUUUUUCCUUGGUUGGUGAAUACCAUUUGAAAAAAAGAAGAUAGAGACUCUGAUAGUUAUAAAGCACAUGUUUAGUCAAUUGUUGAAGAAAGACUAACUUGGUGAGGUGGAGUUAUAACGUUGUUGAUAAUAGAUAGAGCCAACGUUUUAUAGUCAUCUAUUCCUCAAUCCUCAAUCAAUCACUCCGCUGGUUGAUGAGAUGUCAAAUUGAAACUGCGUUAAGUCACUCUCGUAACUCUUUUUAUACGUUUCAUAACUUAGAGAGUUAAUCAUCACUUUAAGCUGUAACUGGUAAAUUAGAAAAAGGAAUAAAUGGAAUAGAGAAAAAUUGACUAAGAUGAAUGGAACUUAGAUUGUUAUGAAAUGUGAAAAUGUGAACAUAGUGCAAUUAAUUAGAUCAGAAAUACUGGAUUUCGAGCCCUAUAAAAAUGGUGUCAAAUUAAUAAAGAAAAAAAAUAUAUUAAACAGUUUAAAAUGGUGAAAAUAAAACCGUUAGAUGUAAGACGUGGAUUUUCAUUAAACAGCUCAAAAUGGUGAUAAUAAAAUUGUUAGAUGUGAAUCUUCAUAAGAAAUCUAAUUGUCAGUUGUAAAGGGGUUUAUAUAAUAUUUUUUUAUAAUUUGUAAUUAGAUGAUAAAUCAGUGUACAAAAAAACUUUCAAGUUUUCACAUUUAUGUAUAUGUAAUCCGAUUUGGAAUGACUACUGGGAAUUGAUGACUAUACAUAUACACUACCUAAACUGGAAAAUACAGUUGCCUAUGGAGAGUUAAAAUCGUUUAAACUGGAAACUUACCGUUGACUUGUUGUAGCACUUGAACUACAAAAACAAAAACAAAAAAAAGACAAAAAAAAACAGAGCAACGAAUCCAACAUCACCAACAAACACACAAACUGUGUGUCUUCUUGUCUUGUUCCUCUCUUCUGCCCUUUUCUUGAUCCUAGAGAAUGGCUCUGAACAGUGAGUCUUCGGAAGAAUUUAGUUUUCCAUUGCUUGCUUCCCAAGAUUCUUCCCAAACUUCCGGCUCCGAUUCACCUCCAUUGUGGAAACACUCGCCGGAGAAAACCCGCCGGAGAUAUGACGACGGGAGAUUAAUCAUUGGAAGAUACGAUGAUGACGGUCAGAGGAAGAGCUUCUCUUGUGUGGAAACGAGAAGUCUUUGGAACGUUAAUGCAGAGGAGAAAAUGGAUAUGUUGUGGGAAGAACUCAACGAAGAACCGCCGCCGCCGCCGCCGAGAAGCCAGAGUCUUAGGAUCGAUCUCGGCGGAGAUAAGAGAUCGUCUUUGUUUCCCGACGAGAGUUCCGCCGUGGGGUGCGGUAUGAAGUUAACGAAGAAGAGACCGUCAACAAAGAUGAAGAUGAGUACGAACGUGAUGGUGUUGAUGAGGGUAUUGAAGAAAAUUCUUGUUAUUCGGAGUUCGUCUCAGAGAUCACCGGCGAAAACUCAUCCACGGUGAUCUCACCGUGAUAACUUUAGAUUGAGGGGUUUUUAUGUAGAAUUCAUAAAUUACGGGGCUUUUGUUUAGAAAAAAAAAAUAAUAGCCUGAAAAAAAAAUUACAUUUGUAGUUUGAUUGGUUCGCAACAAAUAAUUUUCGAGGCCUGAAUUUUAAGAACAUAU